Molecule: messenger RNA, 3188 nt
Organism: Trichogramma pretiosum
Lineage: Eukaryota; Metazoa; Arthropoda; Insecta; Hymenoptera; Trichogrammatidae
Product: alkaline phosphatase 4-like
Exons: 9
Coding region: 552-2162 (536 amino acids)
Biological process (GO): dephosphorylation
Molecular function (GO): alkaline phosphatase activity
Source: RefSeq, a predicted model, not a curated record
CCAGUCCCAGUCAGUGCCAAUAACAUCGGUCAUGUCCGAAAGCUAUAUAAGUGCCAAACUAGCCGGUACCUUCGCCACAGUCUCCGGUUGCGACUCCAUCUGAUUAAGCUGCGUGCGCGGACACGAUCCUCUUCCAGUGUCUUCGUCGACCUUUGAUUCCAGACAAAGAGGCCCGCGAGAGAUACGUCCAUUACAAUGACCGAGAUCAAGUUGGCCAAACGAAUCGCUGCUGCUCGAGGGUGAAUGUGAGCCGAAUAAUUGAGGAACAAUUUGGUUGUGCUUUUCUGCGAUCCAUCAUCUGUGACGUUAAUACCAGGCGCUUGGCAGCAUCUAAUUUUAGAAACAAUCUGCAAUCCGAAGGAGGAAGUUAAUUAUUCAUCGAAUAUAAUUUUAUCUAGUGUCGAUUGUUUGACAUUUCAACGGAAGAUUACACUUAAGAAAUCUAUGUCAUUCUAAUGUGAUAUAAGAUUAAUACACAUUUAUAUAAAUAAAUACAUUCAGUCUCGUCGAAAAUAUAUCAAGUAAUUGUGGAAUCACAAUAGAGAUUCAAGAUGGAAAAGUGUCUGAUAAUAUUCAUUAUAUUUACGGUGAUUGGCUACUGCAUGAGUGUUGAAUUCAAAGUACCCGAGCAUGAAGAAACAUCGUUUUGGUUAAAGUCCGGACAAGAUAAUCUCAAACGUGUCUUACAAAUGGAAAAUAAUAAAAAUCGAGCGAAAAAUAUAAUAGUCUUUAUCGGCGAUGGGAUGGGAUUGUCAACCAUAACUUCGGGGCGCAUUUUCAAGGGACAAAUGAGAGGCAAUUCUGGAGAAGAAUUUAAAUUGUCGUUCGAACAAUUCCCCAGCACAGGAUUUUCAAAGACGUACAACGUGGAUCGACAAGUGCCCGAUUCGGCGGGAACGGCCACUGCCAUGUUUUCCGGUGUCAAAGCCCAGUACAAAAUGUUGGGCCUCGACGGCAAAGCCAAGUGGAAUACGUGCGACAAGACCGUCAACGAAAAUAGCCGAUUGACCACCAUCGCCUCUUGGGCUCAGAACAGCGGCAUGGACACGGGAUUCGUCACUACGACCCGAGUAACGCACGCGACGCCCGGUGCCUUGUAUGCCCACACAAACAACAGAGAUUGGGAAUGCGACACGUCCAUUCCUCGCGUUUACAGAGAUUGCAUCAAAGACAUCGCUCGGCAAUUAGUGGAAGAUGCCCCGGGCAACAAGUUCAAGGUUAUCAUGGGCGGCGGCGCUGGUAUGCUAGGAUUCAACAGCCCUUAUCCAGACAAGGAAGCGUGCCAGCGUAACGAUGGUCGAAGACUGGCCCACUCGUGGCUUCUUGCUAAUCCAGGCAGCAAACUUGUCACCAAUACGGUGGAUCUUUUUAACGUAGAUCUAAAUAAUACGACCAAGUUGAUGGGGAUUUUCGCCGAUGAUCAUCUUCCAUACGCAGCCGUCAAACCCCCCUCGGUUCCUUCUCUCGCUAACAUGACAGUUCAAGCCAUCAAGAUGUUAAAAAAUAAUAAACACGGUUUCUUUUUAAUGGUCGAGGGUGGUAAAAUCGAUUUGGCUCAUCACAAAAAUUAUGCUCAAUUGGCCGUCAGAGAAGUUGCGGAACUGGACGAUGCCGUGAUCGCUGCAAUGCAAAUGGUGAAUCUCGACGAAACUUUGAUUGUCGUGACUGCCGAUCAUUCGCACGCCUUCACCAUGAACGGCUAUCCGCAGCGCGGAAACGACAUUCUGGGCCUGACUGAGUCAUCUGGCAACAAGCAAAAAUACGAGACCCUUAGCUAUGCCAAUGGUCCAGGCUACUUUUACCAUAGGCUCAAUGACAGUGACAAAAUUUGGAGAGAUCUUGAGAAUGAUACCAAUAGGGAUGAUCCAUUUUACGUCCACUUCUCACCCCGCUAUUUGAAAGAUGAAACUCACGGAGGUGAAGAUGUUGGUGUCUAUGCUAUCGGACCAUAUUCUCAUUUAUUCCGCAGCACUUUCGAGCAAAACUACAUUGCUCAUGUUUUAGCUUACGCAGCCUGUUUUAAAGAUUGGCCGUCACACUGCGAUCAAACCUAUAAUCGAUACUUCUACCAUAUUUCACGUACCAACGAUGCUGCGACGAGACAUUUGACUUUACCUACUUUUAUUAUUUUUGUUUUAACUGUCUUCAUAAAUUCUUUAUAAUUACUUUAUAAGUAGCUGAAAAUGUCAUUUCUUGUACACAAGAUAACUAUUUUUGAAAAAUAGUUUCAUAGAUAAAUUCAUACGUAUUAAUUUAUGUCCAGAAAAUAUAAAAAGGUACGCAGCUUUUGAUAACCAUACGAAAUAUUAAUUUGUUAUGAUUUCAACUGGGGUGGAUCUUUGUACUUUGAAGCACAAGCAUAUUCGACUAUUUUUAAAUAGGCUUAUUUUUGAAAUUGUAGCGCCUUUAAAAAAAGGAAGAAAUUUUGUUCAAUAUUUUUGGCAAAAAUCGUUUAAAACACCAAAGUUUAACUAUUUUUCUUUAAACCUAUUAUGUUCAGCGUUUCAAAGUACUUAAAGAACAUACGUUUAGCAAAACGUUUUAAUUUAUGAAUGUUCUCUUAGUUAUUUGAAACUUUCAAAUUUAUAAAAUGUUAUUGAUUGAUAAAAUUUCAAAUGCAACCUUCAGAGUUGAGAUUUCAGAGCGAUAUUUAGCAGUAAUAUUGGUUUAUGUUUUGUUAACAAACAUUUUCCAUAAUUUUUUUUAACAUUAAAUGUCUAUUUGAAAUUGUAUCGAUCCUGAACAAGCUGUUGUACUUAUAGAUUGCAUUAUUUAUAAUAAAUGAUUCGUGCUUGAAAAAAACAUUUUGAUAGCAUGUCGAGUUCACUGCUCAUAACUGAUCGAAAAAUUCAAACGAAUGUAAUAGUUGAAGGUAUUUCAAUCUCGAUUCAAUUUUCAUUCAAUUUUAUGUUCAUCGAGUAGUAUGAUUAAAUGUAAUUCAUAAGUUUGUAGAGUAAAAUAUACGAGUAAAUCGUACUUUCGUAAAUAACGUUGGUCAGCUUAGUCCUAUUUGCUAGAACAUUUUAUAUAAAGUCAUUGAAGUAUAAAUAUUGUUAUCUUACGGAAUUGUCAUACCAUAAACAGUAUUUUUUAUGCGUGUAUAGUAUCGAGAUGAAAGAGAAUCAUUGGGAAAGAUAAUUUUAAAUUUGUUUUACUUCUGUAAAUAAAUAUAAUGCGACGAAUAUUUA